AUGGACAAGGCCAGCGCGUCGCUCCCAGACAGAGGUCGGGACGCAGGUGUGUCUGUUGGGGCUCGCGUCGUGCCCUCGGGCCCCGGCCCCAGCGACCCGGACCACAUCCCGCGGGACCGUUUGGAGGGCAGGAGGGAAGUCUCUGGCGAGGAAGGCCCCUUCAGGUGUGAGGACGGCCCCCCUCCAAGGGCAGAUGAAGAGGCAGACUCCUCAUCAGGUCCACCUGCAGCCAAGAGACGGAAAGCGGACCCCAAGGGGAAGAGACCGAGGAGACGGGAAGUGGACGAAGAGGAGGCUCAGAAGAUGAGAACCCUCGCGUCUUCUAUGAGCCAGGAGCAGCUGGACUGCUAUGAAGUAUAUCGCCAGUCAGCCUUCCCCAAGGCCACCGUGAAGCGUCUGAUGCAGACCAUGGCCGGCACCACGGUGGCCCAGAACGCGGUCCUUGCCAUGUCCGGAAUAGCCAAGAUCUUCGUCGGGGAGGUGGUGGAAGAGGCCCUGGACGUGUGUGAGCAGUGGGGGGAGACGCCCCCGCUGCACCCCAAGCAUCUGAGGGAGGCUGUUCGCAGAUUACACUCCAAGGGGCAAAUCCCCAGCACCAAGCACAAGAAGAUCCUCUUCUUCUAA
Messenger RNA from Hippopotamus amphibius kiboko, 624 nucleotides. RefSeq names its product transcription initiation factor TFIID subunit 11-like. Gene Ontology annotation, cellular component: transcription factor TFIID complex; nucleus. The record is from RefSeq and is a predicted model, not a curated record. Bases 1 to 624 code for a protein of 207 amino acids. Gene Ontology annotation, biological process: RNA polymerase II preinitiation complex assembly; transcription initiation at RNA polymerase II promoter. Lineage: Eukaryota; Metazoa; Chordata; Mammalia; Artiodactyla; Hippopotamidae. Gene Ontology annotation, molecular function: protein heterodimerization activity; transcription coactivator activity. The transcript has a single exon.